UAUGCAACUCAUGCCCUGCUCUCAUGCAAUCGUAGAAUUCCGAACUAUUUUGGCCCAAAGAUGCUCAAAGGCAUUGAUUUGGAUCGUGUGCUGUAUGAUUAGGCCGCAUGACAUGACCUGCAUCUCCUUUCAGGACCUCCACGUCUUCCAUCCUCCAGACCUGCCACAGUGGAUUGUAGUGCUGAGCCCGGUGCCAAUGCACUUCGACGCAGAGCUUGGAGAGUUGCUCAAGAUCUUCGGGGUCCAGCAAAUGGAUCGGGUCUCCUUUGAGGAGAUCAACGUGCCUGUCUGGUCAAUUGAGACUGCAAUGGACCUCAUAGCUCUCAGAAGCUACGGGCUCCAACUUACCCUACUUGAGGCGGGUCCAGUCACUGAUCAGGUCAGGCAACCCGUCCCAGCUAUGUCCAGCCGGGUCCGACCUUUCCCGAAGCAGCUGAAGCAAGGGCGUUGCCGGCGUGGUCGUGUACAUAAUUAGUUACAGUGAAUAGUGGCUGUAGCUGAAUGACAUGUUGCACAUCUGCCGGUAUUGUACAGUGAGUGAUGGGUAUGUG
Durusdinium trenchii is the source of this 551-nucleotide messenger RNA. Lineage: Eukaryota; Dinophyceae; Suessiales; Symbiodiniaceae. The record is from the annotation of a GenBank genome assembly.